CCGGCGGUUCUGCAGUAAUUCCCUUCUUCUCGAUCAGUCACGUGCAGUCGAAUGCUGUUGCAGCUUCUUCUGUGCAUGGUCAUGGUCAUGUAGUCGUAUUGGUCUCGCUUAUCUGCUGGACAUAUGCAGUAGUCUGGGUACCAACAGCACGUUGUUUUGUUCCCCCGCUGCACCUGCUCCGUUGUCCGAAACAGACCAAUGCUAAACCUAUGCGGCCCAGCGUCUGUUCAUAAGAUGGCUCAGUUAGAGCGGGAAGCAGUCGCUUUCGGAGACUUGGAUCAAACAUUUUCUCUUUGAAUUGAAGACGAGCUUUUUUUGUUGAACUAGAAGGUCUCUGGUGCAGUGGUAGAACGCCAAAGUUGGACUAGGAUUUGGAAGAGAGCGAGUCAAGCUAGCGAUGUGUGAGCAAGGGACAAUGUUCAGUCAUAGGCGAUGGAGUCAUGGCUUCCGGAGUUUCCGUUCUGAACUUCUAGAUUUUGUUGUUUCGCUACUACUGCUCCUGUUAUGUUUAUCCGUGCACAAUGGAUGUUCGGCGAGUCCGAUUCAAAUCGAGAACACAGAUUGGCAGAGCCAUGACCUCUACAGCCGCAGAGUACAUGACAACUGCCCGGAUCAGCCCAGCUACUGUCCGCCACGUCAAGCAAAUGUCACCGUGCACAGGAUCAACGAGACAGCGGUGCGAUUAAUGUGGAUAUACGUGCCCGGAGCCAGUCCACUGCAGAUCGGAGUUGUCGCUAACAUUGAACUAAGACUCACAAGCAUAUACGAAGGUGCCAUAGACAUCGCCAUACCAGCUUCCCGUACUGCGUACACGGUUACAUCUCUCAUACCGGGUGUCAACUAUCGCCUGCAAACAUCUACAUUCAAUAGCAAUGGAGAAACCAUCAGUGAAGACAUACAGCUUGAAUCUCCAGAAUACUUGGAGUCUGAAUGUGUCAGAAUGACAGCUGGUCAGGAGUGUGUUGCAUCCGGUGGUAAUGCCCUGUUCAAAUGUUCAGCAAGAGGAGGUCCACUCUUGGGUGUAGAGUGGCCAGCAGUGCCCAGUGCAGUCAUCCGCCAGCAGCCAGUCACAGGUGGUCAGAACCUGUAUAUUGACAUACGCAACGUUAGCAUUGCCGAUAAUGGUCGUACGUACUGUUUGACAUCGACAACUCCAAACAAACGACAGCGAGCAUGCUUCACGCUGUGUGUAAGAGAACGCAUUCAGAUCAGCUGCCGGAAAACCAGACCCUGCGCUCGUCGUCAUGACUACCACCAAUCGCUUACACUCAGCUGCACAGUGAGCGGACAACCUACACCCAAUGUCACGUGGCGUUUCAACGGGCGGGUGAUCACCAGCAGAGAGUCACGUGGCAAUGAGUGGCACCUGCUGAACACAAGACCGGGACGUCUAACACAGCUGGACGGUGACUUCACACCGCAAUCUCCCGUCGUUCAGCACCGCCUGAGGACGGAGUUGACGCAUCAUGACUAUCACACAGGAACAGUGCUAGUGUCUGCAAACAAUGGAUUUGAAAAAGCCAAGGUCGUACAGGACAUCAUCAUCACGUGGAACCCAAGUGAGAUGGUACAGGUAGUGAAGAUGACGCCUACAAUAGAACUGGAUGACCCGUUCCACAUCCGUUGCAAGAGCUUCAUAGGCCUGUCGGAUCAGCACUUUUCCUGGUAUUUCACACCGGCUGGAUCGAAAACCAAGACGAGAAUUAAUCCCGGGCAGAAUGGAGCUCUGAUAGGCAACUCAGCUGUAGUCAGUAACUUACACAUCAGAGCAGCUAACACCUCUCAUUCCGGUGUCUACGAGUGUCUUGUCAAGAAUCGCUACGGAUGCUCCGAGUCGAGCUUUACGCGUGUCAAGGUUAAAGCCAGUCUACUGACCCGCCUGAAUGUCAGUGACAGUUUUGUGUUCAAUGAGCUACAUCGUCCAGCCACAGUGUCAUGCAUGGUAACUGCCGCCAUCAAGAACCAGCCGCUGACCGUACACUGGUACCUGAACUCUAAAGACAUUCACUCGGCAAUGCCAGCACACAGCCUUUCGAGGCCGCCGCCAGUAGUACACAUGACAUCAUGGCGAGCACAGCUGGUGCCUAGCUAUGUCCUGGGCAAUCAGUAUCGCUAUGACGUCACCACAAACAACCUCAGCAUCAGCGACCUGGGAGAACUGCGCUGCGUCGCGACAUUGGAGAACAAAAGACACGAAUCCAGUACCACUUUACUAGCUAGAGGUGUGGUAGUUGUUGUCACGGAUUCGCGGCGAGCAAUCAAAGUGAAGCGAAACGAUCGGGUACAGGUCUCCUGCACAGUGUUCAGCAAUCUAUCGGAGUACAGGGAAAGUGACGUGCACCAGUCAUUCAGGAAUGACGUACUCCAGUCUGGCUGGCUGGUCAGGACCAAGACACAGCGAGUGCCACAGCCCGUCGGAGGACGGACGGACAUGGAAGUUCGUAACGAGUCGCGGUCCCUGGGAGCAGGCGUUCAUAUGAAGAAAAUCACCAUGACGAUAAGACGAUUUCAAGCAUCGCAUGAAGGACUGUACAUGUGUCGCGCCCCAGCAGAGGCUAAGCGUCGACUUCAUAAUGGUUCACGCAUGCAAGCUGUUGUCAGGUUGAAGCUGGACAACCCAGUUGCCAACCCACCGGCUCAGCUGAUCAUGUUCACAUAGCUUCUGUCUCAGCUCCUGACAUGUGUGACUUGUGUGAUCAAUCCACCAGUCCACUUCCACCAUCUCCAUAUUGAGAAGCUACUAUGUCUUAUCAGUCGAUCCUCCAUGCCAUGUCCGAGCACUACUGACCUCUGCAAAGGCUGUUGAUGCCAUUGGAACACCCACCGUACACUGAGUUUUGCCGAUUUGAUUCUAAAAGGCUCUGCAAGAACUGUUCAUCACCAAAUCUAACCCGCAGUUUUAUUCCCCAAACAUCACCGUGAUUGCCCACAUUAUUUGCCAUCACACCAAUUAUUUCAGCACUUUCUCUUCUUGAAACAAAUUAAUUAAUUAAUUCUAAGACUCAUGAUUACUUUGAAGUACAUGAAUUGAAUACGUUUAUCCCAAAGGAUUCAAUACCGCCUUCUAUUAUGAUUGUUACUGCCGCUAGUCUCCUGGGUGAUGUGUGAAUGCUCACUAGAGCAUUCUCAUUAAACAUUUAAUAUUUUUUUUAAAUAAAUCACUUUCAGUUACUUUCUACGUACAUUCCCACAUUGCCCUCUUGUGUUUAGCACAAACUUGAGACUUCUACUAGAAACGAUUCCGUAGAUCCACAAUCCGCACUAACUUCGAGGUACUAUUUUCAAAACACAGAAUUUUCUUUUCGAAAUCCAAGCAUUCAUAGCCACUUUUAGAUGAGAGAAGUUCUACAUUCUCUAAACGGUUCAGUUUUUGUUCAACAAUCCAUCCUAAGGAACUGA
This is a messenger RNA of Sycon ciliatum, 3399 nucleotides long. RefSeq lists its product as uncharacterized. The record is from RefSeq and is a predicted model, not a curated record. The transcript has 10 exons. Gene Ontology annotation, molecular function: protein binding. Lineage: Eukaryota; Metazoa; Porifera; Calcarea; Leucosolenida; Sycettidae. The coding region runs from base 398 to 2659 and encodes 753 amino acids.